Messenger RNA from Striga asiatica, 468 nucleotides. The record is from the annotation of a GenBank genome assembly. NCBI's taxonomy places the organism in Eukaryota, Viridiplantae, Streptophyta, Magnoliopsida, Lamiales, Orobanchaceae.
AUGGAUGCCACAACGGCAGACAUGGCAGACAUUGAGUGGCCCACGUGCGGGACUAAGUGCCUCCAAACCGACUGGUCCGUGCCGAACCCGUGCCCGAGGACUACUGUAGUCUCACCCGACCCUAAAACCGUCACGUUGUGGGCUGCUCCAACUAUUCUUGUUAAGACUCUGCUUAGCAGAAUUUUUUAUUCAUUGGUUCAUAUUGGCUCGUGGUGGCAUUGGAAUUCACCUGCUGACCCUCUCGCCGAGUUUUGCGCUGUCAAAGCUUUAGAAAACCUAAAAGAAAAGCGCGACAUCAAAGCUGAUAAGACGUGUAGGUCGGAUGUGUCGGCGCCUGAUAUGGAGGUCUUGCCGGCGAAUUCAAUUUUCGCUAAAAGUUCAAUUUUUGAGCCGAGCCGAGCCGAGCCAGACUCAUUUAAUUUAACAGCACUAAUCAACCCUAAACUCGACCUAACUUUGACUGAAUAA